UACUUUCAAAUACUAAAUACUGCCGCCAAAUAAGGAAACGAUUUUCGAUAGCUUGCGAUAAUUCCAACUAUUCGGAGAGGUUAUCGUAAAUCGUUAGUCAGCUGUUGCUUGUUUUGAGCUAAAUAUUUUGAAUGCAAUUGCAUUCGUAAACACUUAUAAAUAUUUAAAUUAUAGAGUUUUAAGCAAUCAAUAAAUAUGUUAAAAAUUUGCCGGCUAGAGGAAAGCGUGCUUCUCCACAUGCGCAACUCGCGAUUAUAUCGUCGAGAGCUUAGCGCAAAGAGCGGCAAUGUGAAGGAUUCUGUGACCGGCCGGUAUAGCUGGCAAAGACCUUGUGGGCAGCACACAGACAUCAGCAUCUACAAUCACAGCAUGGGCGGCAAAGUGCCGCUGGUGCUGAGCAAUCCCCAGAUGGUUACAUGGUACACUUGUGGUCCAACAGUGUACGAUUCGACCCACUUGGGACACGCCAGUACUUACGUAAAGGUGGACAUAAUACAGCGCAUACUGCGCGACUACUUUAAGUACAAUCUGGUCACGGCUAUGAAUAUCACAGAUGUCGACGACAAAAUUAUCAAGCGUAGUCGCGAAUCUGGACGUAAUUGGGAGGAAAUGACGCGCAAUUUUGACUCGGAGUUUGUGCGCGACAUGCAGUUGCUAAAUGUGAAGCCACCUAACUUGCGUGCCCAUGUUUCCGCCAACAUUCCCGCAAUCCAACGUUUUAUAGAGCAACUCUUAAGCGAUGACAAAGCCUAUGUUACCGAGGAUAAGUCGGUAUACUUCGAUGUGUCCGCUUGUGAGAACUACGGAAAGCUGCAGAAGAUAAGCACGGACGAGCCAAAGGAGCAACCGAAGCAUAAACGGAAUGCGGCUGAUUUUGCACUGUGGAAAGCGAAAAAGGCCGCUGAUGAGCCCAGCUGGCAGUCGUCAUGGGGCGGCGAUGGUCGACCUGGUUGGCAUAUUGAAUGCAGCGCUAUUGCGGGCAUGUUCUUUGGCAACAAACUGGAUUUCCAUGCUGGUGGAUUAGACUUGCGAUUUCCCCACCACGAGAACGAGGAGGCUCAAUGCUGCGCCCAUUACAAAACCAAGCAGUGGGUCAACUAUUGGCUGCACACAGGUCAGCUCUUUGUGUCUGGAGAGCAGCAGAAAAUGUCCAAGUCUCUGGGCAAUACCAUCUCGUUGUCAGAGUUCCUCAAGCACUACACAGCCGAUGAGUUUCGUAUGGCUUGUUUGUUGUCGAAUUAUCGCAAUCCCAUGCAAUACAGUGAUCAAAUGAUGCAGACAGCGCGUCAAACAUUGCGCAAAUUCAUCAACUUUAAUGCCGAUCUCAAUGCAUACAUGCAGUUCCAAAAACCACUGAAAUAUCUCGAUGAGGGUGCUUUGGAAGCACAGCUGAAGCAUAUGGUCACUGAAUUCGACAACAGUCUGCGCGAUGACUUUGAUACUGCACGAGCUGUUAGCGUUCUAAUCGAUCAGAUGAGCAGCAUCAGCCGUUGCAUCAACGAUCAGCAAGCUGAUGCAGAACAGCAACCAGCACACUGUCUAAAUUUGCUGUUGGCAGUUGGCAACUUUGUGACUGCAUCCAUGCACAACUUGGGCAUUAAACAUCUGGGUACUGCCGAUGCCCAGAAGGAGGCCCAAGCGACAACUGCUCUAAAUGGUGUGGACCUAGAUGUGUUGGUCGCCGAUAUUCUUCAGAUACGCGGCAAGCUACGCGAGGAGGCUGUAAAGGGUGGCGUCAAAAAUCUGGAGCUGCUGCGCAUGUGUGAUCAACUGCGGAAUAUAUUGGUUCGUCAUGGCAUUGAGGUACGAGACCAUAAGCAAGGCAGCUCCUGGGUUUAUGGGGAUAAAAGCAAAAGCAUUUCGCACAGCGGUUAACUGCAAAUUAUUGUACAUUUCCUUUGGAUAUGAAGUUUAUUGAGUGUCUGUUAUAAAUACGUCUUAUUUGA
Drosophila albomicans is the source of this 1946-nucleotide messenger RNA. RefSeq names its product probable cysteine--tRNA ligase, mitochondrial (gene CysRS-m). Bases 196 to 1875 code for a protein of 559 amino acids. The record is from RefSeq and is a predicted model, not a curated record. Gene Ontology annotation, biological process: cysteinyl-tRNA aminoacylation. The transcript has 2 exons. Gene Ontology annotation, cellular component: cytoplasm. NCBI's taxonomy places the organism in Eukaryota, Metazoa, Arthropoda, Insecta, Diptera, Drosophilidae. Gene Ontology annotation, molecular function: cysteine-tRNA ligase activity; ATP binding.